Ictalurus punctatus (channel catfish) is the source of this 4802-nucleotide messenger RNA. It is a transcript of the gene smg5, whose product is annotated as SMG5 nonsense mediated mRNA decay factor. Gene Ontology annotation, molecular function: telomerase RNA binding; telomeric repeat DNA binding; protein binding. Gene Ontology annotation, biological process: nuclear-transcribed mRNA catabolic process, nonsense-mediated decay. Lineage: Eukaryota; Metazoa; Chordata; Actinopteri; Siluriformes; Ictaluridae. The record is from RefSeq and is a predicted model, not a curated record. The coding region runs from base 349 to 3636 and encodes 1095 amino acids. Gene Ontology annotation, cellular component: telomerase holoenzyme complex. The transcript has 22 exons.
GACCGGAGCGGUCGCUGUGGAAAAAUGGCCGCUCACGGAACGAUUCCUGGAACGGGGAACAACAUCAAAUACAGUCCGGGGCGUGACAGCUGACCUACGGCGAACCCGGUUUUGUCCGUCCUUUGCCCGACUUCCGAACGAAUGGGUAAAGAGGCCUGCGACAAGGGGCAUAAGGAACCACAGCGAGUCCGUUUAAAUAGUCGGAAGAAGCGGGGAGCUAGCUAGAAAGCUAACGUUGCUCAACGUUGGCUAGCUUGCUAGCUAACCCAAGACAAGGCGCGCGAGCCUGAAUCAGCGCCUUCAGUUUCGGUGUGCUAAUCUGAAAGCUAGCCGAAAACAGCCGCAGGAAUGAGCGGACCGGGACAAGACAGCGAGCCAGAGGCCAAAAUCCUUCACAUCAAGCGGCUGUACAGGGCCGUGGUGGAAUCCGUACACAAGCUGGACGUGAUCAUCGGCAGCAAGUCGUCCUACAGGGAGGUCUUCAAGCCGGAGAACAUCAGCCUGAGGAACAAACUGCGUGAGCUGUGUGUAAAGCUGAUGUUCUUGCACCCGGUGGAUUACGGUCGCAAGGCGGAGGAGCUGCUCUGGAGGAAGGUCUACUACGAGGUCAUUCAAGUCAUCAAGACCAACAAGAAGCACAUUCACAGCCGCAGUGCUCUGGAGUGUGCCUACAGGACUCACCUGAUCGCUGGAGUCGGAUUCUACCAGCACCUCCUGCUCUACAUCCAGUCCCACUACCAGCUGGAGCUGCAGGACUGCAUCGACUGGACGCACGUCACCGACCCGCUCAUCGGUCGUAAGAAGCCUGUGUCUGCCACGCCUAAGGAGAUGGAGUGGGCACAGAUGGCAUGUCAUCGAUGUCUCGUGUACCUGGGUGACCUCGCGCGGUAUCAGAACGAGCUGGCAGGUGUGGAGGCCGAGCAGCUGGCCGAGCGAUUUUACCACCAGGCCCUGUCCGUCUCGCCAACCAUUGGAAUGCCUUUUAACCAGCUAGGUACUCUGGCUGGAAGUAAAUUUUAUAACGUAGAAGCUACGUACUAUUACCUGCGCUGCAUUCAGUCCGAGACGCCCUUCGAGGGAGCCUACGGGAACCUGAAGCGUCUGUUUGAUAAAGCGGCCAAGAUGUACCAUCAGGUGAAGAAACAAGAGAUGAAGAAGCUCUCACCGUCACGCCAGAGAUCAAAGGACAUCAAGCGACUCCUCGUAAGCUUCAUGUACCUCCAAAGUUUACUGCAGCCCAAGAACAGCGUGAUCGACACGGAACUGACGGCGCUGUGCCAGUCAGUCCUGGAGGACUUUAACCUGGUGCUGUUCUACCAGCCCACGCCGAGUCCCGGCAGCCAGUCCGUCAGCGAGGAGGAAGACGAGCACGAUCAGGCCUGCAGCGUGCUGCCCGACAGCCUGGUCUUCAAAAUGGUGGUGAUCUGCCUCAUGGUGGUGCACAGCUUAAAGAGAGGAGGUUCGAAGCAGUACAGCGCCUCCAUCGCCUUCACGCUAGCACUUUUCUCCCAUCUGGUGAACCACGUGAACAUCCGGCUACAAGCCGAGCUCGAACAAGGGGAGAGCGACGUCCCGCCGCUACGCACCGACGCCGCGGACGACGCUGAUCCUAGAGAGCAGACGAACACACUUCCUUCAGAGGACAGACCGCUGCAGAACGGCUCUAUAGAGGAAGAAGACGGAGACGACGAGAACGACGAAGACGAGUCGAAAGGCGACGACGCGGCGGUUUCUAAGAAAGGCUCGGCGAAGAAGAGCGGCGAGGAGAAGCCGAAACAGAAGAGGAAAUACUCGCGUCUGUCCAUGCUGCGGCGGCGGCGCUGCGCUCGCGACGAGGACGAGAGUGACCUGAGCGAAGGCUUCGAGAGCGACGAAGAGGAGGACGAAGAGCCUCAGAGAACGGACGGCUCGGGGGUCCCCGCGAACUCUUCUCUGGGGAAAGAGGGACGCCGGGACGCGGCGGGAGAACAGGGCGUCUGGGAGAGUGGGUCGGAGGAGGAGGAGGAGGAGGAGGAAGAGGGAGGCACCGCGUUCGACGUCGAGACAGACUCCGAUAUGAACAGCCAGGAAUCGCGCUCCGAUCUGGAGGACAUUGAGGAUGCGGCGAGUCCGGCGCAAGAGCAGCGGCAAGAGGAGGAGGAAGAAGAGGAAGAGGAGGAGGAGGAGAAGAAAGAGCGUCCGUCCUGUGACGAAGGCUCCACCCCUCACACCACCAACGGCCCCCUGCUGUCCAGCGACCCCAUCAUCAGCAGCAACCUGCAGGCCAUGUCCUCGCAGCUCUUCCAAGCCAAACGCUGCUUCCGUCUGGCUCCGACGUUCAGCAACGUCCUGCUUAGACCUUCACACGGCUCCAGCGUGGCCUCAGAUUCCGUCCCCUCGCAGGAAUCCACGCCCCCUCCCGGAGACACAACCAGUAAUAAGAGUCCAGAGAUGGCUAACGGAACCAACGAUGACGACGUCGACACGGAGGACAGCGAGCACAGCAACCAAUCGUAUCACAGCGAGAAAACACUUUCCGAGAGACUCGGGAUUCUGACAAACCAAGGCCUCAUCCAGGUGGUGAAGGUCUUCGUGGAUUGGAUGAGGACAAAUACAGACAUCAUUCUCAUGUGUGCGCAGAGUUCUCAGAGUUUGUGGAACCGUCUCUCAGUGCUGCUGAACUUACUGCCUGAUGGGAAGAAGGUGCUGGAUGCAGGUCUGGGUCUGAAGGAUGAGGUGGAGGAUCUUCUGGCCCGUAGCGAGCGGCCGGACCUGGUGCAGACGGUGCUGCUGCCGGAGGACCAGGCGCUACGUCACCUACCCGCCCUGAACCUGGCACACCGCCGCCUCGACUUCACUCACCACAGAGCCAGCCUGAGCCCACUGCAGGAGUGUGUGGUGCGCUUGUGCUGCAUCCGCAGCUUCGGCCACUUCCUCACCGGUCUCCAAGGCAACGUGCUGCACUACAACCCGGAGGCGGGGAUUUUCACCAGCAUCAGCCAAUCGGAGCAGGAGAACAUGGUUCAGCAGGCGAAGGCGCAGUUCCGCAUGGCUGAAGAGGAAGCGCGCAGGAACAGGCUCAUGAGGGACAUGGCACAACUCCGCCUGCAGUUAGAGGUGUCCCAGCUAGAGGGCAGCCUUCAGCAACCCAAGGCCCAGUCGUCCAUGUCUCCGUACCUGGUCCCCGACACGGGAGCUCUGUGCCAACACCUGAACCUGCUGCGACAGCUGGCAGCAAGCGGCUGCUUCAUCAUCAUCAUCCCACGCACAGUCAUUGAUGGACUCGAUGUCCUGAAGAAGGAAAACCCUGGAGCGAGGGACAGCAUCCGGUUUUUGGAGUCCGAGUUUAGAAAAGGGAAUCGAUAUAUCCGGUGUCAGAAAGAGUCCGGGAGGAGUUUCGACAGGGAUAAGCUGAAAAGACAGGACAUCGAAGCCUGGCACCUUUAUAAAAUGGUGGACAGCUGUCGGCAGCUGACGGGCGCUCAGGGCGGAGACGAGGACACGGCCGGCAUGGUGACCAUCCUGACAGGGUACGAGGUGGAGGAGCUCGCCGACCGCUCCGCCCCCAUGAAGUCGGCCAUCCAGGCAGUGGCCACGGCAGGAAUGGAGCUGAAGAACAUCGUGAAAUUUUACCGGCAGUGGAAGGAAAUGGGCUGAAAGAGACGGAGGGACAGGGGACUCAGCCCGGCGCUCAGCUAAUCACACAUCGACUCCCUCUCUCCUUCUCUCUCUCUCUCUCUCUCUCUCUCUCUCUCUCUCUCUCUCUCUCUCUCUCUCUCUCUCUCCCCCAUUUUACUGCUCUGUCUGUGUCGCAUCUCCAGGGUUUAAUAAAGAACUCGGAAUAGAGAAGGAAAGACGGAGGGCGAUACGCAAGUCUUUGGAAAAGCACCGAAAACGGGACGCAAAAAAAAAAAAAAAACCUCCACAAAGGGUUGGAAUGAGAGAGAGAUGAAGCAGCGCUAAAAGUGUGCCUGGUUUUAUCAUGACCAGAUGAAACGAGUAUGAGAAACAAACACACACACACACACACACACACACACGAAGACAAAAACAGUAAACAUACAUAUAUAGAACAAGAGUUUAGACUUUUUUGAUUAUAGAUCUUUUUCCUCUGAUCUUGUCGAGAGGGAGUCGCGUCUGCGUCUGUGUUUAACUAGUGAUGCUACGGUAACCGACUGAGCAACAGAACCCACACACACACACACACACACACACACACACAUUUUGAGCAGAAGCGCACGACCGUCCGGUUUCGCAUCCCGGUCGUCUGCGAAGCGACUCCUGACUCCUAGGUUCACGAAGGACUCGGAUCACUCGGAUGUACACUUUCUUUCAGAUGGUUUUCUUUUCUAUCCUACGUGGCUGCUUUUUGUUUUUUUUGUUUUUUAAUUUUUUUUUUUUUUUUUUAGUUUUUUUGGGCUUGUUUGUGAUGAUUGUGUUUAUGUUCACGUUCAUGAAGACAAGAUUAUGUAAAGAUGUAAAAGCAGAUGGUCGGUUUUAUUUGAUUUUAUUUUUCUAUGUCGUUCCCGCAUCAUAUUGCUCUUUUGUAUGGUUCACUGUAGUGACUGGGGACGCGAGGGGCGGGGCUUCGGCGCCUCUCACAGGAGUACAGGUUUUCGUGCGGAGGUGGCGUCACCGCCCCGAUCGUCAUCUCGCCCUCUCGGUUUUCUCGUUAACAUACGUGAAGGUCGUUCUGUUCGGAACCAUGUGCGCCGUUCACCAUCGCUGCCCCGUCGUAGUCGUCCCACAGCGCACAGUGAAAAGGAAACUGAUGUAUGUGUGAGGCGUUAAACAAUAAAAAAUAAAAUGAGAGAAGCAGCAGA